Molecule: messenger RNA, 612 nt
Organism: Arabidopsis arenosa
Lineage: Eukaryota; Viridiplantae; Streptophyta; Magnoliopsida; Brassicales; Brassicaceae
Source: the annotation of a GenBank genome assembly
GUUUCUAGGGGUAAAAGUGUCAUAUCGUAUGAAGAAACGUGAUCCCAGCAUAUCCGGUUCUUCUUUAUCCUUUGUUGGAGGCAAUAUUUAUGUACACAGUUACCUCGUACACCUUCCAGUAAAAUGGACGGUUGAGAUUCCCAUUUCACGUUGUGCUCUGGAGAAGUGUUUGAUCGCAGAAAAGCUUCGUUCUUUGUCAUCUAAAGGCGUGGAAGGAAUGGCAAAAAGCUCGUUCAAGCAAGAGCAUGACCUAGAGAAGAGAAGGGCAGAGGCUGCUCGGAUUAGAGAGAAGUAUCCAGAUAGGAUUCCGGUGAUUGUUGAGAAGGCUGAGAAGAGUGAUAUACCAACCAUCGACAAGAAAAAGUACCUAGUCCCGGCUGAUCUGACUGUGGGGCAAUUUGUGUAUGUUAUUCGCAAAAGAAUCAAAUUAAGUGCAGAAAAAGCUAUCUUCAUAUUUGUGGACAACGUUCUUCCCCCAACAGGUGCGCUCAUGUCUUCCGUGUACGAAGAGAAAAAGGAUGAUGAUGGGUUCCUCUAUGUCACUUACAGCGGAGAAAACACAUUUGGAUUUGGAUCUCCAUAAUACAUCUCUUGCUGGAUAUUUCAUUUUAC